Dibothriocephalus latus is the source of this 360-nucleotide messenger RNA. Lineage: Eukaryota; Metazoa; Platyhelminthes; Cestoda; Diphyllobothriidea; Diphyllobothriidae. The record is from the annotation of a GenBank genome assembly.
UCUCACAUAAAACUCGACAUACCGUACGAAGACGCCUACGCAAUAUCCUCCGACAGGACCACCAUAUAUUUCACUGGACUGACACCAAUGACCGCCGAAGCUGAACUUGCAGUCUACUUUUCCGAAUUUGACAUCGCUACAAAGGCCAAAGUCGUGACUGAUAGAAUCACCGGCUUGUCCCACCGCUUCGGUUUUGUUACCUUCAUGGACAGAAAGGUUUUCGAGAGUGGUGUUUUGGAGGCUUGUCACUUCAUCAACGGCUCUCGCCUCAAGGUAGAGCUUCAGAGAACUCAUACCCAAUCUCUUCCUAUUAGGAAUCUGGUCGCAGAGGAUAUUCAGUCUUCAAUUAACUGUCUUUAG